AUGUCUUCUACCCUACCUUCCACGACGGACUCUGUGCCAAAUCAGGCCUCGUCGACCCAGCCCAACACCUCUAAACCUCCAAGACGUCCGCGGCGGCCCAAUUACAACUACAUACAUCGGAACCUCUUACCUGUCGAAGUCCAUCCAUUACCCGUGCUCAUCCCUCACAAUCCGUUGUCGUUGGUGGCUAUUGCCUUGUCGUAUCUGGUUCAAGUCCUAUCUCCGCCUGCGCGUCCAAGCUACAAUGGGUACUUCUCAUCAGCCACGUCGUCAAUCCAUGUCACCGACCCGGAUACCGUACGCAAGCUAUGGGAAAUGGGGUUUUUUGGGAAAGGCAGCCUGAGCCGAAGUGAGCCGACGUGGCUGGAAAACCGCCGGAAGAAAGGUGCUACUGCUGAAGAGAAUACGAAUCAACGCCGGCAGGAGAGAAGGCAGCUGAAACAAGAACGAGCACGUAAAGAACAGGAGGAGAUAGAACGGAAACUGGUGGAAGAGUCCCAACGCAACAACGAGAUCGCAAAUGGCCAUGUCAAUGGUAUCUUUGCGGAAAAUGUCCUCAAGACCAAUUCAGGAGACUUCAGCGACAUCGGCAGUGUUCUAGAAUCGGCCAGCGGCACCGUCACACCCGAAGUUGAGGAAGGCAAGGAGAACGGCACGAUUCUUGACUUUAAUAAGUGGAAGCAGGCGAUCGAGGCCAACGGACUGCCCACCCCGCCGCCUACAUCGACGUCUUCAGAAGCCAGCCAGACGGAGGGACGCCCGCUCAGACAGCGACAGCGGGCCAAAACCGUCAGGUUUUCCCCGACGAUCGAGGCAAGAGAGUUCGACCUUAGCUCUCCUGUGAUCUCGCCAAUCAAGAGUCCAGGAUCGUCAGCUCUUCAGAACGUACAACCAGAGAGUACACCAUUGCCAGUGCAAGAAAAUCAAGAGCACCUGAACCUGUCCAUGGAGGAAGCCUUCUUUCUCUCCUACGGGCUAGGCGUGCUUCAGAUCUAUUGCGAUGAUAGUGAUGCUGUCCUUCCCCCCUCCUCUCUCUUCUCCCUCUUUCGGCGACACUCAUACCAUCCUCCUCGGUCUCUGUCCGCCCCUGCGGAGCCUGACGACCCCUUCGUGCUGUCAUAUGUUGUAUAUCAUCACUACCGUUCGCUAGGCUGGGUUGUGCGAUCAGGUGUCAAGUUCUCGACCGAUUACUUACUGUACAACCGAGGCCCGGCCUUCUCCCAUGCCGAGUUUGCUGUUGUCAUUGUCCCAUCAUACAGCCACCCCUCGUGGACUGAAACACCCGAGCUGAAGAAGGUGGUUGAAAGUAAGAGCAAGAAAACUUGGUGGUGGUUGCAUGGAAUCAACCGUGUUCAAGCACAGGUGCACAAACAGUUGGUUUUAUGCUAUGUGGAUGUCCCGCCUCCGCUGAAGAAUGAGGAGAAGCGUAAGGAUGUGGACAUCGGCCAUCUUCUUUCACGAUACAAAAUUCGAGACGUCAAUGUUCGGCGCUGGACACCGAACAGAAGCCGAGAUUGA
Molecule: messenger RNA, 1518 nt
Organism: Capronia coronata CBS 617.96
Lineage: Eukaryota; Fungi; Ascomycota; Eurotiomycetes; Chaetothyriales; Herpotrichiellaceae
Exons: 1
Coding region: 1-1518 (505 amino acids)
Biological process (GO): tRNA splicing, via endonucleolytic cleavage and ligation; tRNA-type intron splice site recognition and cleavage
Cellular component (GO): tRNA-intron endonuclease complex
Molecular function (GO): nucleic acid binding; tRNA-intron lyase activity
Source: RefSeq, a predicted model, not a curated record